AAUAUCAUGCAUAACGUGAUAUCAUAACUAUAUAUAUAUAUAUAUAUAUAUUUACAUAGAAAACAUAUUCAUAAAGUGAAGUUCAUUUUUCUACUCAUUUUUCCCUAUAAAACAUCUAAUUGUUUUAUUUAUUUCUUUCAUUCAUCAUAAAACUAUUUGUUUAUCAUUUAAUCAUUAUAAAAGAAAUUCUUUAAAAGAGAAAAGAAAGCGAGAAAAAAAAGAAAGAAAGAAAAAAACAAAACAAAUACAAUCACUGUAAGAUUAUUUAUACUGUAUGUAUAUACACAUAUAUAUACAGAGUUUAUUCAUCAAUAUGAAACAAAUCAUUGAAAUUAUCACUUUUCUAAUUUUAUGUUCAAUGGCUGAAUAUAUGCCAGUUGGUCAAAGUGUUUCAUUAAAACAGUUUAAUCCAGAUAAUGAAGCACUUAUUAAUGAAUAUUUUUCAUCAGAAAAAGUCGAUGAAGCUGCUGAACAUUGUUUACGUUUAAUUGGUAGUAAAACAAUUGUAUCACAUAAUAAUCAUAAUUAUAAUAAUGAUGAAAAUAAUUUAAGUUAUACAGCACGUAAAUUAAAAUGGAGACAUUGUAUUCUCAAAGAAUUAGAUCGUAUUAAUCGUGGUUUAUUUACAUGGAAUAUUGGUUCAUUAUUUAAUUAUCAUAAAGAUAUGAAUACGGUAGAAUAA
This is a messenger RNA of Schistosoma haematobium, 682 nucleotides long. RefSeq lists its product as uncharacterized. The record is from RefSeq and is a predicted model, not a curated record. Lineage: Eukaryota; Metazoa; Platyhelminthes; Trematoda; Strigeidida; Schistosomatidae. Bases 275 to 682 code for a protein of 135 amino acids. The transcript has 2 exons.